AGAGGGAAGUAAGUCAACAAAAAGACUAGAUUUAGAAAUAUAAUUUCCCUGUUCAUGGCCAUCGGAUGUUGAAAGUGUGCACUCCAUUUAUGUAUCCCGUCUCUUUGAUGAGGCUCUUGGGUUCACAUUUAAACACAAUUUAUUUAGUGGCAGAGUCAUUGUUAAAUGUCAGAGAAUGUUUUUAAAAGGCGAAAUGCCAAAGAGAAUUAAUUUGUUGUAAGCACAUAUCCAUUGUUCCAUUUCCCUUUGAUGGAUGAAUGAGAAAAUGUGCUACCCAUUUCAUUAGGAUAAGAGACCGAGAAAGAGAAAGACUGAGUAAGGGAGAGAAAGAGAGAGACUAAGAAAGUGAGAGAAUGAAGAAGAAAAAGAGAGAGAGACUAAGAAAGAGAAAAAGAGGGACUGAGAAAGAGAAAGAAAGAGAGAGGGUAAGAGAGAAACUGAGAAAGAGAGAGAAAAAGAGAGACUGAGAAAGAAAAAGUGACUGAGAAAGAGAAAGAGAGAGAAAGAGAGAGAGAGAGUAGUUGGGAAUGAUGCAAUGAUUUCAACGUCUUUUCUAGUGUCAGAGGUUUCUUUACUUUGCAAGUGUCACACAUCAGUUUAAAAAAGAAAUCAAUAGGACAUAAGUUUGUAUCAGACGCGGAUUAUGACAAGACCAUCUGGUGAUUGGACAAAAAAAAAAACACUUUGAAUCCAAGUCUUCAUUCAGUUCGUCUUGUUUGUUUGAAACGUGUUGGAAUUAUUUCUUACAGCGUCACUCAACCCCCAAACCAUGUGACACAUAAAACACUGAUGUACAAAGUGUACAUGUUGAGUUAGAAUUAACUUCUGACUUACAAGACGAGUUUUACUUUUUAAGAAUGUUAAGACGGGUGCGUCUAUACAAACAGACAUUAGCCAUCUUGCUGCUGACAGUACUGCUUCUAAUUGCUUUCUAUUUAUCUGAAGAAAAAAACGCGUUUGGUUCAAAGUAUGACGGAAGCGAAGUCCGAAGUGUGGUGAAGACCAAAGUUGUGGCUCGAUACAAGCAAGGUCAAGAUCAAACUUCAGAUCAUAAGAAAUUCAAAGACUAUUUUCCUAGAAAUGUUCGGAAAUUUAACAGAACGAAUAAUAAGUUUCAAUUUUUGCCUGACGUGAUCGACGAUGAAGAAACUAUCCUAGUACGAGACAAACUCAUCAUCAUGACCUACAUGAGAAGUGGGUCAACACUGACCGGUGAUAUCAUUCAACAAAGCCAGGACGUGUUCUACAUGUACGAGCCCCUGUGGAACAUUGAGAGGGUGCUCACCAACAAGAGCGGGAACGGAACAUUGACUUUUCUGAAUGGAACAAGUCUGCCAUUUGUUUAUAAUGCGGAAUUCUACAUGGCCAGAAAGAUACAAAUUCUAGAGUCGGUGUUAAACUGUAGCUUGAUGGAACUAGAUGUGGGCACGCUUACACAAUAUCACAUGUUCAACAGCCUGUCAACUCGAGCCUUUGGUCUUUGUGCUAAUCAUCAAAAAGACAUGGAGAUUUUAGGACGGUGCGUACGAGUGUUACAGAAUGACUGCAGAAAGUCCAAGGUCGUUGUGAUCAAGGUCAUCAGAAGCUCCAUGCUAGAGAUGUACCGACUGAUGACGAGAGAGCCAAGAUUGAAAGUCUUACAUCUGCUCCGAGACCCUAGAGGCACAAUGAAAUCCCAAUACCUGGUCGGAGCAUUCAACUGGACACACCUUCCCAAAACGUCGCUUGGCCACUGCCAGAGAGUUUCGCGGGACCUGGAGAUGUCCCAGUUUGUUUCGGAGGAGUUUCCAGGUCGCAUUUUCAUCCUACGCUACGAAGAUCUUGUCGAAAGGCCUAUUCGGGUAACGAAGCAGCUCUAUUCCUUCGUAAAUUUAACCCUAACCCUGGAGAUCCAGAACUACAUAUGGAACAUAACGUAUGGUGGAAACCCCGAUGGCUGUAACAUUUGCACGGUGCGCGAAAAUGCAACGGAAACGGCUUACAGUUGGAGGAAAAAAAUGUCUUUUGCUAGUAUAUGGAUGAUCCAGUCGCAGUGCUGGAGUGUAAUGAAUAUCUUAAAAUAUCGCACGUUUGAUAGUAACGCUGAGAGGAUGGAUGGAACGUUGUCAGCAAAGUAUUAACUCUUUCUCUCCGUAAUUAUUUACCAAAUUCUGGUGGAAUCAACGCUGGUAUCGUCAGUUAGGAGAGAAAGAGUUAAGAGCCUGAUACAGCAAGUGAGAGACCAUAUUGUUAUACCAUUAUGUUUACCAUCUUAAAGUAUAUUUUACGCCCCAUUGUUGACUUUCACAAAGAGUUCAGUAUUUGAAGAGCAAGGUAAAAUAGGAUCACAUAUUUCAAGACAGUCUUCAAAAAAAUAAGCACAAAACUCAUGGCGUUUAAUGUUAUUUGUGAUGCCAAACGACUCGUCGAUCUGACUUGAUCUUGAUGAAGAGUUCAGUGAGACGAAAGUUAAAUUACUGACUGGAUAUUUCAGAAGUGCCUUGAAAAUGUAUCGAGCAAUCAACACUGUCACCAGGCGUCCUGUAGGAGGAUGUUUUGUACAAUGUAAA
Biomphalaria glabrata is the source of this 2549-nucleotide messenger RNA. RefSeq names its product carbohydrate sulfotransferase 3-like. Lineage: Eukaryota; Metazoa; Mollusca; Gastropoda; Planorbidae. The record is from RefSeq and is a predicted model, not a curated record. Gene Ontology annotation, biological process: N-acetylglucosamine metabolic process; sulfur compound metabolic process. The transcript is spliced from 9 exons. Gene Ontology annotation, molecular function: N-acetylglucosamine 6-O-sulfotransferase activity. The coding region runs from base 858 to 2120 and encodes 420 amino acids.